GAUGCAUUUUGGACAGUGGUGCAACUGUUUAUCUGCAGGGAGCAAAGAGAACUGAAGGACUGGGCUGGAAGCACAGACAGAGGGCUUCAGGGCAGGCAGCCCCACCUCCCUUCUCACAGGCAGCAGCAGACCCCUUGGUAACGGGUGGCAGUUGGCCUAGAUGGUCCCUAAAGGCCCUGGUGUGCCCAAGAGACGGACGAAGCUGGGGCGCGAGCGCUGCAAUUGGCUUUCCUGGCAGACCCACUGUGAUGCUUCCUGACUGAUGACGUCAUAAUAGUGCCCAGAAGUCAGAGCGCUGCAUUUCCAGCUGAACACACCUGAGUUGUCCCCAUCACCAUGGAGACCCAAAAAGAUGAAGCUGCUCAGGCCAAGGGAGCAGCAGCCUCUGUGGAUACCCAGGAACAAGGGGCAGAGAAAGGAGCCCAGAACAAGGCCGCUGAGACGACAGAAGGGCCAGCAUCCGAGCCGCCCUCGUCUGGCCCAGGUAGGCUGAAGAAAACUGCCAUGAAACUCUUUGGUGGCAAGAAGGGCAUCUGUACCCUGCCUAGUUUCUUUGGAGGGGGACGGAGCAAAAGUUCUGGGAAAGGCAGCUCCAAGAAGGGGCUUAGCAAGAGCAAGACCCACGAUGGCCUGAGCGAAGCGGCCCGUAGCCAUGAAGACAUUGUCGGUGAAGGACCCGGCCUUUCCUUACCUUUGCCCGAGUCGCCCUGCCAGCUUCCCAGUUCCCAGAGCGCCCAUGGGGCUUUGGAGACAGGGUCCAAGCACAAGACGUCUGUGGUGGCAGCCGUAGACAAAGCUGGGGCCGAGAAGGUUUCCUCUGUGCCCAAGCCAAAGAAAGGCCUGAAAGGUUUUUUCAGCAGUAUUCGCCGUCACCGGAAGAAUAAGGUUUCUGGUGCUGAGCAAAGGGAGCCAGGGGCCAAGGGGCCUGAGGAGGCCAGAGCCAGGCCUCGUGAGCAUGUCAGCUCAGUCCUCCCAUCCCACGCUGAGGAAACCCUUCCAGACCUGAGAAAGGAAAAUGCCAAACCCCAAGAGGUCCCUGGGCCAAAUGUGUCUUUAGCCUCAGAGCCUUCUGUAGCAGCCGCUGAGAAGACAGCCUGUGAAGAUCCAGAAAAACCCGUGGGUGGCUGUGCCUCAGCACUCCUGCAGCCCAGUCCUGCCCCUGAAGCCAGUGGCCCAGAAGAGCCCCAGAGCCCAGAAACAGGGGAGAAGGUGGUGGCUGGAGAGGCAAAUCUACCCAAUGGCCCUGUGGGGGACCAACUGAGCAUCCUGUUUGGAGAUGUCACCUCCCUGAAAAGUUUUGACUCACUGACAGGAUGCGGUGAUAUCAUAGCAGAGCAGGACAUGGACAGUAUGACAGACAGCAUGGCCUCUGGAGGCCAGAGGGCCAACCGAGAUGGGACCAAGCGAAGUUCCUGCAUGGUCACCUACCAAGGAGGUGGGGAAGAGAUGGCCUUGCCAGAUGAUGAUGAUGAGGAAGAGGAAGAAGAAGACGAUGAGGAGGUAGAAUUAGAGGAGGAAGAAGAGGAAGCCAAGGUAGAAGAAGAUGAUGACUUAGAAUAUCUGUGGGCAAGUGGUCAGAUGUACCCAAGACCCAAUAUGAAUGUGGGCUAUCAGCCCACCACUUCACCAGGCCACCAGGGCUAUGUGCUCUUCGACCCAGUUCGGUCUUACCCUGGCCUGGCUCCUGGAGACCUUUUGACUCCUCAGAGUGACCAGCAGGAGUCUGCCCCCAACAGUGAUGAAGGCUAUUAUGACUCCACCACACCCGGAUUUGAGGAUGAUUCCGGGGAGGCCCUGGGGCUCGUCCGCAGGGAUUGCCUGCCCCGAGACAGCUACAGCGGAGAUGCCCUCUAUGAAUUCUACGAGCCAGAUGACAGUCUUGAGGAGUCCCCACCCGGGGAUGACUGCCUUUAUGACCUCCAUGGUCGCAGCUCGGAGAUAUUUGACCCUUUCUUGAACCUUCAGCCCUUUUCUUCCUCUCGACCACCUGGGGCCAUGGAGACAGAAGAAGAACGGCUGGUGACCAUCCAGAAGCAGUUGUUGUAUUGGGAACUUCGGCGGGAGCAGCUGGAGGCCCGAGAGGCCCGAGAGGCACGCGCCCGAGAGGCUCACACCAGGGAGGCCUAUACAAAAGAAGCUCAUGCCAGGGAUGCUCACGCCCGAGAGGCCCACCCCCAGGAAGCUCACAUCAGAGAGGCCCGAGGCCGAGAGGCUUAUGUCAGGGAGGCUUGUGCCAGGGAGGCUUGUGCCCGAGAGGCCUGUGCCAGGGAGGCUUGUGCCCGAGAGGCCUGUGCCAGGGAGGCUUGUGCCCGAGAGGCCUAUGCUAGGGAGGCCAAGGCCAGAGAGGCUCGUGCUCGAGAGGCUCAAAUCCGAGAGGUCCAGGCAUGGCCAGAGAAGCCCAUCAUAGAGUAUCAGAGGAGACCCCUAGGCCCAUCGGUGAUGGGCCUGGUGACAGGAAAAUCAGGGACCUCUCAGACUUCGCACCGAGGAACCACAUCAGCUUUCCCUGCCACAGCGGGCAGCGAGCCGGACUGGAGGGACUUCCGUCCUCUGGAGAAGCGUUUCGAGGGAACCUGCUCCAAGAAAGAUCAAAGUACCUGUUUGAUGCAGCUCUUCCAGAGCGAUGCUAUGUUUGAGCCAGACAUGCAAGAAGCAAAUUUUGGAGGGUCUCCCAGGAGGGCCUACCCUACUUACUCACCCCCUGAAGAGCCAGAGGAAGAGGAGGUCGAGAAGGAAGGGAAUGCCACCGUGAGCUUCUCGCAAGCCCUUGUGGAGUUCACCAGCAAUGGCAACCUUUUCUCUAGCAUGUCCUGUAGCUCCGACUCCGACUCAUCUUUCACUCAAAACCUCCCUGAGCUGCCCCCCAUGGUGACCUUCGACAUUGCUGAUGUGGAACGGGAUGGGGAAGGCAAAUGUGAAGAGAAUCCGGAAUUCCACAAUGAUGAGGACCUGGCGGCCUCCUUGGAAGCAUUUGAGCUGGGCUACUACCAGAAACACUCUUUGAACAACUACCGCAGCCGAUUCUACCAAGGCCUGCCCUGGGGGGUGAGCAGUCUUCCUCGAUACUUGGGACUGCCUGGCAUGCACCCGCGGCCUCCACCUGCCGCCAUGGCCCUCAACAGGAGGAGCCGCUCCCUUGACACGGCAGAGACCCUGGACCUGGAGCUGUCCGAGUCCCACCUGGCCCCGGGCUACAUGGAGUCUGAUGAGCUUCAGGCUCAGCAGGAAGAUUCGGAUGAAGAGGAAGAGGAAGAAUGGGGCCGAGACAGUCCCUUGUCCCUCUAUACUGAACCUCCAGGGGCCUAUGACUGGCCUGCCUGGGCUCCCUGUCCUUUCCCAGUGGGGACGGGCCCUGCCUGGAUAAGUAGCAGUCAAUCGGAUGGGCCUUCUAGCCAGUCUCCUUACGGGCAGGCAGCCUGCUGCGUACCUCCUGCGGCUAUGUCAGCAUUGCUCUCAGUACCAGGGCCAGAGCCAAGGGCACCUGGGGAAUCUGGGCCUCAACUAGCUCGGCCUUCGCACCUACCCCUCCCCAUAGGCCCUUGUUACAACCUCCAGCCACAGGCCUCCCAGAGUUCGAGGGCCAGGCCUCGAGAUAUGCUGUUGCCUGCCAAUGAGCCCAGUUGCUCCUCCAGUUCUGGAGGCUUCGGCCCCAGCCCUCUUCCCCAGGCCAAGCCUGUGGGCAUCACCCAUGGCAUCCCUCAGCUGCCCAGGGUCCGGCCUGAGCUCCUACAGCCUCAGCCCAUUCACUACGGGGCUUCCAGCCUCGACCUGGCAAAGGAGAGGGCUGGGCAAGGUGCCUGUCUCCCCACCAGCUACUCCUCCACUGCUGUGAAAGGGAACCUAGCUGAGUAGUCGUCACCAAUGCUGGAGCGGGGGCACGGGGCCUGAGCAUGUGAAUGGGGAUCUGGGGUUGGGCAGAGGGA
Molecule: messenger RNA, 3923 nt
Organism: Artibeus jamaicensis (Jamaican fruit-eating bat)
Lineage: Eukaryota; Metazoa; Chordata; Mammalia; Chiroptera; Phyllostomidae
Gene: AMER1
Product: APC membrane recruitment protein 1
Exons: 3
Coding region: 337-3852 (1171 amino acids)
Biological process (GO): regulation of canonical Wnt signaling pathway
Cellular component (GO): plasma membrane
Molecular function (GO): beta-catenin binding; phosphatidylinositol-4,5-bisphosphate binding
Source: RefSeq, a predicted model, not a curated record